UGCUGCGUUUCUUCCAAAGCUUUUAAACAGCUACACGUCUCAUUUUCCUAUCUUGUUUCAGUUUCAUUUCCUCAGUGAUUUCCAGCUUUUAGUUUCCAACCCAGAGGCAGCUUCACAAGGUACUAGACUGCUGCAUCACUCUAUACAUUUUUGUUUCCUUUAACAUGGCAAACACACCAGAACAGCUAACUGCUUUGGCCGAUGAUUUAAGGAUCAAAUUUACCACCCAAUACACACCAGGCUCCACAUUGGCUUAUGGAUAUGCGCAUCAAUUCCAACGUAUUAUUCUGCAGCUUUACGGUUUAUUUGGCCAUGGUAAGACCUCUCUUAUAAACCUAUGUCUGAGCGUUGUGCGAAACAAACCAUAUGAGGACUUAGCAGGAUCAGGGUGGACUGAUGGCUUGGUGAUUAAAGAAAGACGAGAACACUGGCUUACCAAUACUGUAAUUAUUACCGAUAACAGAGGAUUUAUUAAAAUUGAUGACGAGGAAAUCACAGAAGCAUCUGCGCAACUUGCUUCUUUGCGGAUUUUGGAAGAGGGAGUGAUAUGGAACAGAAGCACGGAAGAAAAGUUGGACCUGAUGCUUGCCAAAUAUAAUACAUCUCCUACUGAUUUCAUUGUUCCUGUGAUUGUGCACAGAGGAACGACUAAUAUGUCUGAAGAACAUUCCAACAAUAUGAGGAAGUUUAUAUCGAGGGCCUUUGAUGUCACAAGUAUUUUCCCUAUUGUUCUGAUCAUGGAGGCGGGUGAAAGUUUGGACAAGAUCAGCAAUACGUUUUCAUUGCUUGGAGUGAGCCAUGUUUGUUCCCUUCAGAAUUUCAGCACAGAGAAACCUGAGCGAACCCCCGAAACCGACGCUGAAAUCAUGAACUUUCUGACUGUGUGUAUUAACGAGGCUGACAGAGGCCUACGAAAAAGACAGAGGCUAGGUAAGAUGACGGAAUACAAGAGGCAAGUUAAGGAACAAAUGAGGAUGGAGUUAGAAUUAGAGAGAGAGAGAGUGAGAAAACAGAUGAAGGGGCAAAAACACCACUGUAGUCACCGAGAUGAAGACACUGAAAACGGUUAAGUUACCAGAGUUCAGAAGUCUCUGUGAUUAGCCUCAAAACCAGACUCAAUGGCUCCUAAUUAGAUUUUAUCAUCCCCUUUUUUAUUUUGGUCAAGUGAAUAGUCUUUAGUUCCAUAUACUGUGACCAGUGAUAUAACUUACCGUCUUAUAAAGGAGACGCUAGGGAUUUGCUUUCGGGUGUUCAGCUCUUUUUUCAGAGCUAGAUUUCUUCUUGUGAAAGUCUGGAUUUGCACAGAUCUUCGUAGUUGCACUUUCACAAGCUGAAUGCUGCUGGCGGCAGCCAUAUUUGGCAUUCGUUUU
Messenger RNA from Bombina bombina (fire-bellied toad), 1370 nucleotides. RefSeq lists its product as uncharacterized. Bases 165 to 1070 code for a protein of 301 amino acids. The record is from RefSeq and is a predicted model, not a curated record. The transcript has 4 exons. Lineage: Eukaryota; Metazoa; Chordata; Amphibia; Anura; Bombinatoridae.